GGUCGUUUUGCAAAUGCAGUCCAAUGUAUCAUGAUGCAGUUUGUUCCUCCCGGUACACAAGAAGUCAAAUGGCAGAAUGUACUGCCUGGGGAGAUAUUCAUUUUGAAUCGUUUGACGAGGCUGACUUUCACAUUCAGAAUGACCUCGAAAUGAAACUGGUAAACGGGUAUGGGACUAUGCCUCAUUUUGAAGUUAGAGUAUUACCAUAUUUUAAAAGUCCAGGGGAUCGUGUUUCUUACAUUAAAAGAAUUUCCAUUUUAACAAGAGGCGACACAAAACAGACUUUAAUCGAGAUACUUCAUAAAGACAGCAAAGGGCA
Molecule: messenger RNA, 319 nt
Organism: Owenia fusiformis
Lineage: Eukaryota; Metazoa; Annelida; Polychaeta; Sabellida; Oweniidae
Source: the annotation of a GenBank genome assembly